CGAGAACACAUUCGACCUUAACCUGGCGGACACUUUUCAUUUACGUCGGAAACGGUAUUUUAAAAUAGCGUUGCUGAAAAAUGUGCAGCCCUUUGUAUGAUGUAUUGGAAUCCUAUGAAUCUGGAAAAGUCAAAAAGGGAUCUGUUCGAGUGAGUAAGUGGAUGGGUUACAGAAAUGAGAGUAUGACAUUUGAUGAAAUUAUGGAACAAGUUGAAGUUGCUUUUGCCGAAAAAUUUGGCUCAAAACACUGCAAUAAAUAUCCAACUGUUGUAGAAAUCAGACCAAGUGGAGGACCUGCUUGCGAAUCAUUAUUCACGGUACUUCGGCACGUGACAGAUGAUCAGAUUGGCAUGAAAGCGUGUGGUAAAUCACCUCAUAUUUUCCAAAGUGAAUGGCCUAAUUUCUCUGUUUAUAUAAAACGCUUCCAUUUAAAAUCUAUUAAACAAGAUGAAUUUAUGGAUGAAACAAAGGAUUUUAUUGAACAAUUAUCAGAAGGUAAUUUUAACUAUAUGCCAGAACCGUAUUAUUGGAUUAUAUACGAUCCAUCAUUAAUGAAUGGUGAAGAUGGCAAUGCAGAGAUUUGGUUAAAAAUUGAAUAACACUAUAAUUGUCUUCCAAUGUUUACUAUUGAAAAUUUUGUCACUUGUCUACUCUACAUGAGAAUAGAAUUUAAUGUAUCUAUUCAUUAAAUUCUGAAUUCAGCUUAAUUAUUUUAUCAUUCCUCUUUCAUUUAAUAGUCUCUCUUAUUGGUUGUUAGUAUAAAUAUAAACAUAGUUUCUCUUAUCUAUUUGUGCACGGGCUCUUCUAUUUUUUUAACCACGAAAAUUUGUGUCUAUUAUUAUCACUAUUAUUAUUAAUAAUAAUAAAAGUGGUCAGUAGUAUUCAAC
Molecule: messenger RNA, 887 nt
Organism: Schistosoma margrebowiei
Lineage: Eukaryota; Metazoa; Platyhelminthes; Trematoda; Strigeidida; Schistosomatidae
Source: the annotation of a GenBank genome assembly